CAGAGGAGGGCGCUACCUCGAUACAUUGAAUGCAAAUUGCUCCACUUCGUAGAAGAAGACGUUAGCCGCAGUACAGAUCUAAGAGGAAAAAACACCCGUCGAGUUAUGUCACGUCAAACGUGAUGACCGAGUUUACUCCGAAGACCCUGGGCAGAAAUAUGAACAUCAGCUGACAAAAACACACGUUCAUUUUUAUCUCGGUCGCGAUGAGCGUCCGCUGUCUCUUCUCCCCCGCUGCCCGGAGCUUCAUCCAGCUGAGCCCCGCCGCGGGUCUCCUCUGCGGGCGGCUUCCAGGUCGCAGCUCGGCGACGAGAAGAAGCAUGUCCUCCCAAAGGCAAAUGGACCAUUUAGAGAGAACAUUGAGCAACUUCAGACAAAAUGCUCUGUAUCCAGCUCAAGUUUGUGGCAUUGUGGACGAGUCGGAGACGGUGAAACGCUUGAGGAUUGCCGUCCACCCGGAUUUCAGCUUUAAAGCGGGACAGUGGGUGGAUUUCUUCAUCCCUGGUGUGGAGACGGUGGGAGGUUUCUCCAUGUGCUCCAGCCCGGGUUUGCUGCAGAAGGAGGGCGUUGUUGAAUUGGCCGUCAAAUACACCAAACACCCUCCGGCCCACUGGAUCCACUCAGCGUGCACGGUUGGCUCCCGAGUGGCCCUGCGUGUGGGCGGGGACUUCUUCUUCAACCCGUCGCCCUCCGACCCCUCCGUGGACCUGCUGCUGGUGGCCGGCGGCGUGGGGAUCAACCCCUUGUACUCCAUCCUGUUGCACACGAGCGGCCUGCUGCAUCUCAACCACGCCUCCGGUGGGCGGGACUACAAGAUAGGCUCCGCCCACCUCUUCUACAGCGCCAAGAAUACCAACGAACUGCUCUUUAAGAGCUCCAUCAUCGAGGCGUGUCGCGAGUUCCCCGACAAGCUCUCCUGCGACCUCCACGUCACGCAGCAGGGCGCAGAUGUCGAAUCGCACCUCCAGCCAUUCGUCAGCCGCGGGAGGAUCACAGAAGAGGAGUUGCGGCGUCACGUGGACCCACAGAGGACUUUGUGUUACCUGUGCGGGCCCCGGCCCAUGAUCGAAGCGAUUUCGGACUCCCUCCUGGACUUUGGCCUCCCGAAAAACCGAAUCCUCUUCGAGAAGUGGUGGUAGAACGUUUUGCUGCGAGAUGGGAGACGGGGGGGGGGUGAAAUAUUCCAGCGAUGAGGAAGUUCUCCGUCCCACCUCUGCAGCCCGCGGUUGACCUGCGAUGCAAGCAGCUGACUCGCAGCAGACAGGAGAUGACUUUAAUCCCUUAUCGUCGGACUGUAAAAUCUCAAUUUAAGCAACACAGCCGCCAGCUCUCUGCUGAGUAUUACAAUACUGCAACUAUGUGUGUGUGACAUCAUUUCACAUCUGUUGCACAUCUUCAUGUCUAAUCUCAUUUGCAGCCUUUAUUUGCGCGACUGAGGUUUUGCUGAAACGAAUGUUGAUGAUGUUAAGUCUUAGCUGAGAAGCUAUGGCACUAAUACACCCAAGCAAGUCCUGAAGGAACAACGUGUACUUCCUUGCCAAGAGUAAGACGCUUGGUGUAGUGUCGGGCUGACGGGUCGUGGAUUAAUGGGGUGGUUUAUGUGCUAAACUAUAUUCAGGAAGUCUGUGCACCCAUAUGGGAAAUAGUCUGUCAGAGAACUCCCUGGAAAACUGCAGCACGGUAUUGUUUUUUUUCUAAUAAUGAGCUGUUGGUGGGUUUUGUGAUCUCCGAGCAGUCAGCUCGAACUUCCCAUUUAGCGACAGAUGUGAGAGUGGUAUUGAUCCGCUCAUCCGACUCUCGGCAGGAGAAUUAGGGCAAUUCCAAACUAAAAUUUGAAGUCACCAGUAAACCAGAUCAGUGCUAUUAUUUUUACACAACUGGUUCAUUUUCUUUCAUCAAAUGUAAUACUGUGUAUAUUUAUUUGCAGAA
Messenger RNA from Pungitius pungitius (ninespine stickleback), 1929 nucleotides. It is a transcript of the gene oxnad1, whose product is annotated as oxidoreductase NAD-binding domain containing 1. Gene Ontology annotation, cellular component: mitochondrion. The record is from RefSeq and is a predicted model, not a curated record. NCBI's taxonomy places the organism in Eukaryota, Metazoa, Chordata, Actinopteri, Perciformes, Gasterosteidae. Gene Ontology annotation, molecular function: oxidoreductase activity. The transcript has 8 exons. Bases 207 to 1139 code for a protein of 310 amino acids.